AUAAGUUAUAGAAAAACGUGAACAGAUUGUACAAAAUCUUUGGUUUUAAAAGAUUGUUGUCUUGUCUUCGGAAUUUAAUUCCUAAUCUCGUCCAAAGUCCUUAGAGUGUCCUAAAUCUGCAUAGCUUUUUAUUACAAAUCUGAAUAGUGCUUAGAACUUAUUGACUACAAAAGCUGCCAGAGCAAGCUAUUAAAAAUGUGUGAUAACCAUUCCCGUUUGCACAAAAGAAAACUAAUUUUGAAAACGAGACCUUUUAAAGAGAAAUCUAACAACGCGUUUUAAAAAGUUAAAAGAUAAAAAUAUAUUAAAAUUUUAAUGUCCCAUUUUACACAAAUUGCAUUUUGUAAGUCAAUUACACAGAGAACAACGAUGGAACUAAACAUUGAGAAAACUUAAAAACUAAGGAAUCGCCAAUCGAGGUCCUGAAUUCAGCAUGGCCUCGUUGGGCUUUUGCAACAGAAGAUAUGUCCGACUGUGCCUCGUUCUCAUACUUCUCAGUGUGGCACUUCUGCUAAUUUGUGGCAACUUGCAGCAGGCUCAGAGUCUUGCCCAGACACCCAAACCCAUGGACCCGAAAACGUAUCCAGCAGCUCCCAACGCAGGCAGCCAUGAGGAGUAUGUGGAGCUACCCAAAGUCCCCCUGCGAGAGGACUCUCCCCGCACCAAGGAACUGCAGCUACUGCUUAAGUGCCGCAACCGAUCGCUCCGCUUCCAGAGACUGCAGCACGGGGAGUACUGGCUCCUCCGGAAUUUGGUGAUUGGACGCAAGAGUCGUAACGCCGGCUGCGCCGAGACAAUGACGUACACCACCAACGGGGACUACUCGUUCUUCGAUAAUCUUGAAACGGUGGUCUCGCGUUGGCGCGCUCCCGUGAGCUUCGCCAUCCAUACGCCUGGAUACGAUUUGAGUGUUACACUGGAUGCGAUUCGGUAUGUCCGGAAUUGUUUGCCGGGCAGCGAGAUCAUCAAGGACUGGGUUACCUUCCACGUGUACUUCUCCAACCAGCAUAUGCCAGUCAACGUGCCAUAUGACGAGGCCGGGGUCCUGGACCAGCCGUCAAGCUGCACCCUGGCCAAUGGAUCCCAGGUUCCGCCGCCCUACACUCAAAUCGCCCGAAACGAGAGCUACAAGGUCAGGGCCAACCUCACCUACCCGAUCAAUGUGGGCAGAAACAUAGCCAGGCAGGCGGCCAACACCCACUUCAUCUUCGCCUGCGACAUCGAGUUGUAUCCCAGCCUGGGCUUUGUGGACCAGUUCCUGGACAUGGUGGCCCAUAAUCACAGUGUCCUGGCCCUGGACCCCAAACAGCCGAGAAGGGUGUAUCCCCUGGCCGUCUUUGAGAUCGAGGCGGGAGUCCAAGUGCCCGCCGACAAGUCUGAGUUGUUGGCCCUCUUUCGAAGGCAGCAGGCACAGGUGUUCCACUUGCACCUUUGUCGCACAUGCCACACGAUUCCAAGCCAGCGAGAAUGGCUCAAUCUGACUUCUGGCGCAGAGGACCAGAUGCACGUGUUCAGUCAAACCCUGCGGAAAAACCAGUUCAAAGCCUGGGAACCAUUCUACGUAAGCGACAACACGGAACCAUUCUUCGACGAGCGAGUUACCUGGGAGGGACAGUCGAACAAGCGCAUACAAAACUAUGCAAUGUGCCUGUUGGGCUACGAAUACCACGUCUUGAGUCCGGCAUUUCUAGUGCACAGUCCUGGGAUUAAACAAUCCAGCGAAGGUGACUCGUCUCGUCGUGAAUUCGCGAAGGAAAUGAACAAAUUUAUCAAGAACAAAAUCGAGCCCGAGUAUCGCGUGCUGUUUGGACAGAAUAAAGCCUGCAAGACGUGACAUCAGUCUCUCUAGGCUGAGAAGCGAGUAAUAUUCGAACUAUAGUUAUAGUUUGGAUAUCCAUGUUAUUUAUUAUACAUACAUAUGUACCUAUUAAACGACAUAGGUUGUUAUGUGCACGGGUGCAAGGUAUUGCGAUGUUAGUUGUCUUAACAUAAUUGAUGUUAGUGUGAGACGUAUAUUUAGUAUAGAGUAGUAUAGGUUAAUUAGUACCAUGUUUUAAAGAAUGACUUGAUGACGUCUAAAAUAAAAAACGAAUUUAUAAAUGAA
Messenger RNA from Drosophila rhopaloa, 2104 nucleotides. Its product is annotated as beta-1,4-glucuronyltransferase 1. Lineage: Eukaryota; Metazoa; Arthropoda; Insecta; Diptera; Drosophilidae. The transcript is spliced from 4 exons. The coding region runs from base 434 to 1834 and encodes 466 amino acids. The record is from RefSeq and is a predicted model, not a curated record.